CAAAGAGAUGAUGUGGACACUUCCAAAAAGGGGGUCAGUGAUUCAGCGUGAAUAUUACUUUCCAAAAAGAUACCUAUUAUAAGGCUACGUUUAAUAAAACGAGUUUGUCCUUAUGCGUUCUGGCGGAGCGUACGCAGAUUCCGGCGAAAGUAGAACCGUUAAAUUCCCUGAGACAAUAAGCCGGAAAUCCACGCUUUGCCUGCGCAUUCCCCUCCGCAUCCCCUCUCCUCCUCACGCUACCCAGCGUCUGACUGACUGCAGCUGCUUCGUCAGGGAAGGGAAUCCGAAUCGUCGUGAUGCUGGGCAUGAUGGAGCCUCGCUCGCUCGUCUCCUUCCUGUGGAUUUUCUCCCUGAAUCUCGCCUGCAUCCCCGGUUUGAACGCCGAGGAGGACCCGUCCCAAGAUCUCGAAUGUAAAAUGAAGAGCGUGACCGUAUCCGCGUUGCCGUUUUUGAGAGAAAACGACCUGAGCAUCAUGCACAGCCCGUCGGCCUCUGAGCCCAAGCUCCUGUUCUCCGUCAGGAACGAUUUUCCAGGGGAAAUAGUCGUCGUUGACGACCUGGAAAACACCGAGCUUCCUUUUUUUGUGCUGGAGAUUACGGGGAACUCGGAGGACAUCCCGCUGGUGCGCUGGAGGCAGCAGUGGCUAGAGAACGGGACCCUGCUCUUCCACAUCCACCACCAGGACGGGAGCCAGAACCUUCCGGGCCUCGCCCCCACCGACUACCCCCCCAACGACUCGGCCGAGGAGGAGCUCCGCAUCCUGCACAUCUCCGUCAUGGGCGGUAUGAUAGCCCUGCUGCUCUCCAUCCUGUGCCUGGUGCUGAUCCUGUACACGCGGCGCCGCUGGUGUAAACGCCGCCGCGUGCCCCAGCCGCAGAAGAGCGCCAGCGCCGAGGCGGCCAACGAGAUCCACUACAUCCCGUCGGUGCUGAUGGGCGGGCAGGCGCGGGAGAGCCUGCGGAACUCGCGCGGCCAGGGCCACAGCUCCAGCGGCACGCUCAGCAUCCGCGAGACGCCCAUCCUGGACGGCUACGAGUACGACAUCGCCGACCUGCGGCAGCACCUGCAGCGGGAGUGCAUGAACGGGGGAGAGGACUUCACCAGCCAGGUCACGCGCACCCUGGACUCCCUGCAGGGCUGCAACGAGAAGAGCAACAUCGACCUCACGCCUGGUUGUGACAAUACCAAGCUCUGCCUGAUGAGCAAAUACAAGGACAACAUCAUUGCAACUAGCCCCGUCGAUGCCAAUCACCAGCAGAACACGCUCCUCCCACACAACACCUCCACCAAUCAGCGCAAGCGCCUGUCCAGCAAAACCCGUGCGGGUUCGGCCUUCCUGAACCCGGACGGGGACUCCGGCACGGAGGCGGACAGUGAACCCCAGCUGACCUUUUACACUGAUCCCAAUCGCAGCCGGCGUCGUAGCCGAGGUAUGAGAAAUGGCAAUGCCAACCAGGCCUGGGGCUCCGGUGGCUCGCCGAGGAGCCCCAUCAACAAGACCACCCUGACGCUGAUCAGCGUGGCCAGCUGUGUGAUCGGCCUGGUGUACUCCUCCCACCUGUCCUGCGGGCUCAACGUCCGCGUCAUCCUGCACGUGCCCGAGCACCUCAUCGCCGACGGGUCCCGCUUCAUCCUGCUGCAGGGGAGUCAGCUGGACGCCAGUGAUUGGCUGAACCCGGCCCAGGUGCUGCUGUUCUACCAGCAGAACGCCAGCGGGCCCUGGCUGAGCGAGCUGUGUGGGCGCCGCCUCCUGGACCCCUGUGAACACCAGUGUGACCCCGAAACAGGGGAAUGCCUUUGCUUCGAUGGCUACAUGAGGGAUCCUGUCCAUAAGCACCUGUGUAUUCGCAACGAGUGGGGACCGAAUCAAGGGCCCUGGCCUUACACCAUCUUCCAGCGUGGCUUUGAUUUGGUGAUGGGGGAGCAGCCGUCUGAUCGGAUCUUCAGGUUCACCUACACUCUCGGGGAGGGCAUGUGGCUGCCCCUCAGCAAGAGCUUCGUCAUCCCGCCCGCGGAACUCGCCAUCAACCCCUCCGCCAAGUGCAAGACGGACAUGACCGUGAUGGAGGACGCAGUGGACGUCAGGGAGGAGCUGAUGAUCUCCUCAUCGUUCGACAGCCUGGAGGUGCUCCUGGACUCCUUCGGGCCAGUGCGCGACUGCUCCAAAGACAACGGCGGGUGCAGCCGAAACUUCCGCUGCAUCGCCGACCGCAAGCUGGACUCCAGCGGUUGUGUGUGCCCCCCCGGCCUGAGCCCCAUGAAAGACGGGACGGGGUGCUACGACCACCACAUCGGCAUCGACUGCUCAGACGGCUUCAACGGGGGCUGUGAGCAGCUGUGUCUCCAGCAACUGGUCCCCCUGGAGGAGGACGCCACACUGUACAACAUUCAGAUGUUCUGCGGAUGCAUCGAGGAUUACAAGCGGGGUCUGGACGGGCGGUCCUGCCAGCCCCUCUCCGAGGCCUGCACUGAGGGACUGGACUGCGGGGACACCGCUGACAUCCCCGCCAACCAGACCGUGUUCGGCGACCUCUUCUACGGCUACAACAACCACACCAAGGAGAUCACCUCAGGGCAGAUCCUCAAGGCCACGUUCAGGCAGAAGAACUUCGCCCGGGGCAUCGAGCAGCAGCUCCCGGACGGCAUGGUGGUGGCGUCGGUGCCAGCCGAGGUGCAGUGCCAGGAGGAGCUCUCCGACCCCGUGCCCGACCCCGAGUAUCUCACAGGGAUGGUGAACUACAGCGAGGUCUCUGGGUAUCCCCUGGUCCAACAGUGGAGGCUGAGGUCCAUUCUGUACCACGUCAAGCUCAAUCAGUGGACCCUCUCACAAGCCUUCAGCUCCGCCAUCCACUCCCUGGACGGCGCCACCAUGCGGAACGAUUUUGUGUCCAUCCUGAAGGAGUUCGGGAACCACUUCAUCCAGGAAGCCGUGUACGGGUUCGAGGAGUCCUGCAACAUCUGGUAUCCCAACAAGCAGGUCCAGAGACAGCUGUGGCUGGAGUACCAGGACAUCAGCAAGGGAAACUCUCCGUCAGACGAGUCGGAGGAGCGGGACAAGGAGCCGCGGACGCUGACGUACCCCGCGUACGUGGCCAGCCUGCUGGACUCGGGCGCUAAGCGCAUGGCGGCGGGCGUGAGGAUGGAGUGCAGCAGCCAGGGCCGCUGCCCCCCCGCCUGCCCCCUCUGUCACAUGAGCCCCGGCCCCGCCCGCCCCGCUGAGCCCGUCCUGCUGCAGAUCACCAAGGCUGCUCCUCUGUACGAGCUGGUGUCCAACAACGAGACCUACCAGGCCCUGCAGGAAGCGCUGAAGAGCAUUCUGUGGUGCACGGGGAAGGGUGACGUCAUCGACGACUGGUGCCGCUGCGACUCCAGCGCCUUCGGACCCGACGGACUGCCCACCUGCGCCCCCCUCCCCCAGCCUGUGCUGAAGCUCUCGCACACCUACGAGCCCAGCAGCUCAUUGGUCAUCAUGGAAUGGAACCACACGGAGCCACCAAUAGGGGUGCGGAUCGUAGAUUACCUCAUCAGUCAGGAGAAGGUCACGGAGAGGACAGACCACUCCAAGGUGGAGACAGAAACCUUACUGAGCUUCGUGGAUGACAUCCUAUCUGGAGCCAAGUCUCCGUGUGUGAUGCUGGGGGACAUCCCUGGCCUUCUGACGUCUUCCAUCAGCAUGAUAAUCCGCUGUCUGGAGCCUGACACCACCUACAUGUUCAGACUGUGGGCGGUGGAUAACACAGGGAGACGGUCCAGGUCCAGUGAGAUCACCAUUAAGACCCCCUGCCCAGCCGUGGAUGAUGUCAAAGCACAAGAGAUUGCCGACAAGAUCUAUAACCUGUUCAACGGCUACACCAGCGGCAAAGAGCAGCAGACGGCCUACAACACCCUGAUGGACCUGGGGUCCCCCGCCCUGCACCGCGUGCUCUACCACUACAACCAGCGCUACGAGAGCUUCGGGGAGUUCACCUGGCGCUGCGAGGAUGAGCUGGGGCCCAGGAAGGCCGGCCUGAUCCUCUCUCAGCUGGAUGACCUGAGCAGCUGGUGCAGGGGCCUCCUCCAGGAGCCCAAAAUUGGGCUCCGCCGAGCCUCCCUCAAGUAUCUGGCCUGCCGCUACACCGAUACCAAGGCCUUCGGCCUCAACUGGGUGGACCUGGGCCAAGACGUGCGCAAGGCCUGCGACGAACAGCUCCUGCCAGUGCUUUACAAUGACUAUGGAGAGCCCAAGGAACUGUGAAGAGCACACAGAGUCCUGGUUCCACCACCGGUCAGGACAAACAGGCCCCCCGUUUGAAGGAUAACCUUCAAAAUGUACAAAAUAGCUGCCAGGAAAUAAAUGUUCCCUCAACUAACGUGUCGUAAAAAGCUGUCCCAAAACACUCCCGAUACGAUCACAAUCUCAAUGCUUCUAUUAGGUAAUUUAGUGUAUAUUUUCCCAGCACAACAGAUACCAAUUCAUUUUUGGUACUUUUUGAAAAGAAAAAAAAAUUGGAAGUGGUUACAGUUUGUAAAUAAGAAACUUCUGACAGAACAACUUCUUCAUGUGUUCUUAAUGCUUGUCUUUAGCUUAUACUAACGUAGGGACUUGGUGAAAGAACCUUUAAACCGAAAGUCCCCCACAAAUGUAUUAUAAAAAAAGGAAACGGUUUACGAAAAUGUGGAAUGUAGUACUUAAAACCUUAGAGCUAACUGUUGUACAGGUCUCAUUAAUUUCUCUUUUUUCUAUGUAAGCAGUAUUAAGUAGUUUGGGAAGGUGGAACCAUUAUGUGAUGUCUUGAUCUGUGUUUUUAGUCAAAAUAUAUUUUGAGCUAUUAUAUAUGCCAGAACCAUCUAAAAAAUGAUCAUGCAGCUUUAACAUGCAAUGUUCACAAGGAUUUGACCUAACAAUUAAUUAUAUACACUCAGUAAGCACUUUAUUAGGUAUUUAUUAGACUUCUGCUGCUGUAGCCUAUCCACUUAGAGGUUUGAUGUGUUGUGUUCAGAGAUGGUCUCUUCUGCAUACCUCUGUUAAAAUGUGUGGUUAUCUGCAUUACUGUCAUCUUCCUGUCAGCUUUGACCAGUCUUGCCAUUCUCCUCUGACCUCUCUCAUGAACAAUGCUGCUCACUGGAUGUUUUUUUAUUUCGCACCAUUCUCUGCAAACUCUAGAGACUGUUGUGCGUGAAAAUCCAAGGAGAUAAGCAGUUUCUGAGAUACUCAAUGCACCCUGUCUGGCACCAACAAUCAUUCCAUAAUCAAGGUCGCUCAGAUCAUAUCCUUAUGGUUGAUGUGAACAUUAACUGAGGCUCCUGACCCAUAUAUGCACGAUUUUAUGCAUUGCACUGCUGAUUAGAAAAUCGCAUGAAUAAGUAGGUGUACAGGUGUUCCUAAUAAAGUGCUCAGUGAGUGUAUAUUCAAAGAACUGGAAUGUGGGAAGAUACAUUUCUAUGAUUUGUUAUUAUUAUUGGAGGAACCCAGCUCUGUACUCUGAAUAACAAUAUUCACACAUUUAUCCUGGCAGAACAUGAGAUGAGUAUAUUCUUUGGCAUUAUAUUGCGCUAUAUGUGGAGGUGCUAUGAAUGUUAUAGCUGCAGGAAUACGUUGAGACUUAUAUUGGGUGCAUUAAGGAUGCAAACCCAGGGAAAUAUGAAUCUGUGAAUUUUACUUGGAAGUUUAGGGAUAUAAAGUUUCAUGUUUAGAUAACGAGAACAAAUUAAAUCAACCAUUUUUGCCACCACAUUUCAUUCUUAAAAAAAAAUUUAAAACAUGAAGUGAGGUCAACUUAAUUGUUAACAGCUCAGAUAUGAAUUUCAGUGUGUGGACCCUCGAUGAAUGGCAUUAUUUGCACGCCUAUAAAUUCUUUAGUUCAGAAGUGUGUAUAUAGGAGAAUAAACUAGUGUUAAUAAUAAAGAAAGACACCCCUGUCCACUGCCUAUGUACAAUAGUGUCAGUCUAUUGUGGUCAUUCAGACUGUUGGGACUGAAGAUCUCAUGUAAAACGACAAGCUCAGUCAAAAGAGGUGAAGUACUGUAAAUGCCACCUCAAGAGCUCUUUGGCAAUUUUCUAUUCCAGCUUUCUUCUCUUUGACUGAUCACAGUGGGCACAGGACUUAUUGGUGAGCUAAUUGUGUGCAAAAACAUGCAGUUUUAAAAUGUAUUUAUGUGCACAGGAUUAUUUAUGUUCGAAUAUCUGCUCGUUUUUUGACGGUUUGAUGCUGAAAUCAUUGAUCCCUUGAAUUUAUCACAUCAUUCUCUCCUGAAUCACAGCACACUCACUCUUCCACCGGCUUGAAAACCGCAAAUAUACUUCAGUGGUACAGUAGGCUUGGCAGACCGAGGCCUGCAGCCUGGUCCAGGCUCAGAUGAUAUGACCUCAUACAACCGUAAUCCUUACCACAGAAAUUCAGCACAAAAAAAACCUGUAGGGUCUGGAGGUCGGUCUGAGUCAAACAGGGCUCCCUGUGCUCACACUGUGAAGUCUGAGACGUGUUCUCCUGAACGGUGUGAGGAGAGUGACAGUGGAGAAGAAGAGAGUGACAGGUAGGAUGUCAGUGGUGCUUUGGCACAAAGGACAGCUGGCUCACCGAACCAGCUACAGGCUUGACUCAAGUUCAUUCUGGAGACUUCACGAUCAGAUUAAGUGUUAGGAAAUCGGAUGCAACAUUUGACAUUUGUUAGAAAGUCGCUAACAUAAGAACCUUCCUGUUAAUUGUUUGCAAGUAUGAAUUGAUUUGGCUAAUAUCUGUUUUAGCACAUAAUAAACUACCAGGAUUUUAUCCAAAACUAGUGUGAGACAGCGUGGUGGGUAAAUCGUAACAUUGACCCCUUGUUUUUAACUCAUAGAAAAAGAAGUAUGAACAAAUCACAAUGUUGACGAUCACCAAUGCAGCCUUGGGUUGAACCCCAGUAAGUGUCCCAGGAAUCAGUGCUUUCUCAUUCAGAUAUAAGGAACAAUUAAUAUCAAUUAGCCUAACAUUCAAUACUAAAUAUGCUAUUUAAUGCCUUUGUUUACUGUCGUGUGUUUUAAAUAAGGUUUUUUGCUAGGCUGCCUAACCUUUGAUCCUAGCAAGAUUUUGUGGGUGCUCAUUUCAGAUAGUUUAAAAUGAAUCAAGCAACACACACAGAUGUGCAGCACACACACACACACACACACACAUUUUCCAGGACCAAGUUUUAGUUUUUGUGCUUAUGGUACUUUAUUACUGCCUUGCAACUGUAAUGGGAUCGUGAUGGUGAAUUAUUUUAUUUCAUGUGAAAUCUUAGCACCAAAAAGUACCAACUACCUUGGUAGGAACUUAACCUAACCAGGCUUGGAAAUGUUUUAAAAUCUAUAUGCAGUGUAUUUAGGUCCCGAUGUCCUUUAAACUGAUUGUGGACAUUUGAUUUCUGUCUUUGCUAUUUAAAAGGACAAUAAAGAAUGUAAUCUUAAAAACAAUAAAAAGAUCAACGUUACUUUAACUCCAACAGUCUAAGAGGCCUCAAGCGUUGAUUCGACAUUUUAUAGUGAUCUGUGUAAGUAAAAAUGCCUCAGCGCUUCGAUGAAAUCACUUCUGCACUCUUGAACUGAGAAGAGUCUAAAUUAAUGACAUUAUUUCUCAUUUAAGCACAGAAAUGUAUAUUUCUGAUUUGAUUACUAUACUGUAGAUCUACUUAGUAUAAUACUGUAGUACAGUAAUGUUGACAUCAUAUCAUAACAGCCGAAAUACAUUGUGAAGCAGGUAACUGUGAGAAUGGAUCUUUCUCUUCGCAAGAUCAGAAGGUCACGCGUUCCGUAGUCCUUAUGAUCUUGCUAAGGGAAAGAGACCCUUGCUGGGUCUUUUGCUCCAGUAGGCCUCCGCAGGGGAGUUUUAGCCCCAGUAAGAAGCUCCCGGUGCUGGGCGAGUGUCUGAGUCACCCUGGGCCCCAGGCGAUGAGCCUGGGAGGCCGGCAGGAGGUAAAUAAUUAGCCUGCGACUCGUAACGGUGCCUCGUUAAGGCAGAGACCUUCCCUCAGAGGACCACUAAGGGGGCACGGCCUGGAAGGGGGAGAGCCGGGCGCUUUUCCGGGCAUUACACCACAGAGCAAGAAUGUAACUGUCAUCCUAAAGGGCCUGGGCUCUUGGGUGGACCAGCUCCGCUUACUCUGUCCGUAUCGGGUUUUAGCCAGCAUUCUGACCUUAUGUUAUGAGACUCGGCCCAGUUCGGUCCACUCUUUGGUUCUGGUUUUCAGGCUUCAGAUUCUAGCUGCUACGCUGCAAAAUAAACGUCGGUCUUAACAAGUGGUUUGGCCUUGUAUCGAAGCUUAAAAUCAAAACAUUUCUCUCAAGUAGAAAAUAAAAUAUUAUAAUCGACAAUAUUAUAAUAGUAAUAUAUAAGUUGAUAAAAAUAGUGAAAGGUAAUUAAGGUUUGAUUUUAAGUCUAAGAUGUGACUAAAUUACUUGUUGAAAUUGACUUAUUUUUUGGCUUAUGCAGUGCUUCAGUUUCAGAUCAUGCUUUGCUGUGUGCUUUCUGUGCUUUAAGAGACUAAAAUGUACUGACAUGCAGGUAACAGUGUCAUCUUAGAGUGCAAUUCAUCUUCCUUCUACAGUUUAUUAUUGUAUACAUAUAAACUGGCCAUUUUUUUCUAAAUUAAUGUUUAAAUGCAUUUCUUAAUUAACGUGUUCCCCUGUGUUAAUUUGAUUCUAAUAAAUAAAAUUAUUCACAAA
Molecule: messenger RNA, 8657 nt
Organism: Conger conger (European conger)
Lineage: Eukaryota; Metazoa; Chordata; Actinopteri; Anguilliformes; Congridae
Gene: astn1
Product: astrotactin 1
Exons: 23
Coding region: 297-4235 (1312 amino acids)
Biological process (GO): neuron migration; neuron cell-cell adhesion
Molecular function (GO): protein binding
Source: RefSeq, a predicted model, not a curated record